AGUGUGUGACACGCGCGGGGAGCGGCGGCGGCCCGCGGGAGGAGGAGGAGCGGGGAGUCCCGGCGCGGCCGCGGGAGCCCCCGGGCGGGCGGCGGCGGCGCCCCCGGAAGGUGGCGGCGGCGGGAGCUGCCGUAGCGGUCGGGAUUCACCGCGGUGGUGGCGGUUGGCGCUGAGCGGCGGGGGAGCGCGCCGCGCGGCGGGGAGCGUGCCCGCGGCCCCCCCCCUUCCCCCCCGCUCCCUCGCCCCCCCUCCCCGGGGCCGCCGCCACCGCCUCUCGGGCUGAUCCCCCCCGCCCGGACCAUGGCCGACGACGACGUGCUGUUCGAGGACGUGUACGAGCUCUGCGAGGUGAUCGGCAAGGGUCCAUUCAGCGUUGUGCGGCGAUGUAUCAACAGGGAAACAGGGCAACAGUUUGCUGUAAAGAUUGUCGAUGUAGCAAAAUUCACUUCAAGUCCUGGAUUAAGCACAGAAGAUCUGAAGAGGGAAGCCAGUAUUUGUCACAUGCUGAAGCAUCCUCACAUUGUUGAACUCUUGGAGACAUACAGCUCAGAUGGAAUGCUUUAUAUGGUCUUUGAGUUCAUGGAUGGAGCAGAUCUGUGUUUUGAAAUUGUGAAGAGAGCAGAUGCUGGAUUUGUGUACAGCGAGGCUGUAGCCAGUCAUUACAUGAGACAGAUAUUGGAAGCUCUACGUUACUGUCAUGAUAAUAAUAUAAUUCACAGGGAUGUGAAGCCACACUGUGUUCUGCUUGCCUCAAAAGAGAAUUCAGCCCCUGUAAAGCUUGGUGGCUUUGGGGUAGCAAUUCAGCUAGGAGAGUCUGGGCUAGUUGCCGGAGGACGUGUAGGAACACCUCAUUUUAUGGCCCCAGAAGUGGUAAAAAGGGAACCUUAUGGGAAGCCUGUAGAUGUUUGGGGUUGUGGCGUGAUCCUUUUUAUCCUGCUAAGCGGUUGUUUGCCUUUUUAUGGAACCAAGGAAAGAUUAUUUGAAGGCAUCAUUAAAGGAAAAUACAAGAUGAAUCCUAGGCAAUGGAGCCAUAUUUCUGAAAGUGCCAAAGAUCUGGUACGCCGCAUGCUUAUGCUGGAUCCAGCAGAAAGGAUAACAGUAUAUGAAGCACUGAAUCAUCCCUGGUUAAAGGAGAGAGAUCGCUAUGCAUACAAGAUUCAUCUUCCAGAAACAGUAGAACAAUUGAGAAAAUUCAAUGCAAGAAGAAAACUAAAGGGGGCAGUACUAGCGGCUGUGUCAAGCCACAAAUUCAACUCCUUCUAUGGUGACCCCCCUGAAGAGCUGCCAGACUUCUCUGAAGACCCCACCUCCUCAGGACUUCUAGCAGCAGAAAGAGCAGUCUCACAGGUGCUGGACAGCCUGGAAGAAAUUCAUGCACUUACAGAUUGCAGCGAAAAAGAUUUAGAUUUUCUUCACAGUGUUUUCCAGGAUCAGCAUCUUCACACGCUACUAGAUCUUUAUGACAAAAUAAACACAAAAUCUUCACCACAAAUCAGGAAUCCUCCAAGUGAUGCUGUACAGAGAGCCAAAGAGGUAUUGGAAGAAAUUUCAUGUUACCCAGAGAACAAUGAUGCAAAGGAGCUAAAGCGUAUUUUAACACAACCUCAUUUCAUGGCCUUACUUCAAACUCAUGAUGUAGUGGCACAUGAAGUUUACAGUGAUGAAGCGCUGAGAGUUACACCUCCUCCCACGUCUCCAUACCUAAACGGAGAUUCUCCAGAAAGCGCCAACGGCGACAUGGAUAUGGAGAAUGUAACACGAGUUCGACUGGUGCAGUUCCAGAAGAACACAGAUGAACCAAUGGGAAUCACUUUAAAAAUGAAUGAGCUGAACCAUUGCAUUGUGGCAAGAAUUAUGCACGGAGGAAUGAUUCACCGGCAAGGUACGCUACAUGUAGGAGAUGAAAUCCGAGAAAUAAACGGAAUCAGUGUGGCAAAUCAAACUGUAGAACAACUACAAAAAAUGCUUAGGGAAAUGCGUGGGAGUAUCACCUUUAAGAUUGUGCCAAGUUAUCGCACGCAAUCUUCAUCCUGUGAGAGAGAUUCCCCCUCUACAUCCAGACAGUCCCCAGCUAAUGGUCAUAGCAGCACUAACAAUUCUGUUUCGGACUUGCCAUCGACCACACAACCAAAAGGACGACAGAUAUAUGUAAGAGCACAAUUUGAAUAUGAUCCAGCAAAGGAUGACCUCAUUCCUUGCAAAGAAGCUGGCAUCAGAUUCCGAGUUGGUGAUAUUAUCCAAAUCAUUAGCAAAGAUGAUCACAACUGGUGGCAGGGUAAACUUGAGAACUCCAAAAAUGGUACUGCGGGUCUUAUUCCUUCUCCUGAACUUCAAGAAUGGCGAGUUGCUUGUAUUGCCAUGGAGAAGACCAAACAGGAGCAACAGGCCAGCUGUACUUGGUUUGGAAAGAAAAAAAAGCAGUACAAAGACAAAUAUUUGGCAAAGCACAAUGCAGUGUUUGAUCAAUUAGAUCUCGUCACGUAUGAAGAAGUAGUAAAACUGCCAGCAUUCAAAAGGAAAACACUAGUUUUACUAGGUGCACACGGUGUUGGAAGAAGACACAUAAAAAACACACUCAUCACAAAACACCCAGACAGAUUUGCUUACCCCAUUCCUCACACAACUCGACCUCCAAAGAAAGAUGAAGAAAAUGGGAAAAAUUACUACUUUGUAUCACAUGACCAAAUGAUGCAGGAUAUAUCAAACAAUGAAUAUUUGGAAUAUGGCAGCCAUGAGGAUGCAAUGUAUGGGACAAAACUGGAAACAAUACGAAAGAUCCAUGAGCAGGGACUAAUUGCAAUACUUGAUGUAGAACCUCAGGCAUUGAAGGUCCUGAGAACUGCAGAGUUUGCUCCUUUUGUUGUUUUUAUUGCUGCACCUACGAUUACCCCAGGCAUUAAUGAGGAUGAGUCUCUUCAGCGCCUGCAGAAGGAGUCGGAAAUCUUACAGAGAACAUAUGCACACUACUUUGACCUAACAAUUAUCAACAAUGAAAUUGAUGAAACUAUCAGGCACCUGGAGGAAGCCAUCGAGCUUGUGUGUACAGCCUCACAGUGGGUCCCGGUCUCCUGGGUCUACUAGACCGGUCACGAGAGAAUUGAAAAAAAAAAAUUUAAAAAAUCUGUCAUUACUGGGAUCCACCUCAUACAUGGAAAACCUCUUCGUUAUUGACCUUGUGUCAACAGGUCUUGGCCCCUAGAGACUACCUAGAUGUAGUGUGACCUAAAUUUAUAAUUAUUGUCAUGUCCAAAUAGAUAGGAGGAGGGGGAAAAACAAAUUAAACACUAAUUUAAAGAGACAGUAUCUUUUUUUAAUCAUUUCUCCUAAACUUUAAUAAAAUGUAUCUUUAAAUAUAUGCAUUAUUCAGUCCUUUGGAAUGUUAUAUUUUUGGAAAUCAUAGCUUUUUAUUUCAAGGGCCCCUAAAAACUGCACAAAAUAGAUGCUGCUUUCUAUAAUCUAUUUUAAUAGUAAUAAUAAUAAUAUGAUUCUGUUACCUUAACUUGGGGGUGGAACACUACAUUCUUUUUAGGGUCUGAUUUUAUGAAUUGGAAUACUUUGCUUUCCUUUAUUUAUUUGAAAUAAUUAGUCUAGUGGUUACGAAACAAAUUCAUGAAUUUUAAAGGCCUUUCUUCGCUUUUUUUUUUUCUAGGAUAGUAUUUUUAAGUACUUUUGUGUAACAUCCAGAUAAUGUGAUACUGUCUCUUUGAAGAACUCUGUAAAACUUUUAGAAAUUUGAAAUUGGGUCUUGACUCUUAAUGCAUGUGGACAGUCGCAAGCGUUCAUGCCGUUGGUGUAUCUGUGUUGAAAAAACCUGUAAUCUACAGCAAAGUACAUUCCGUUCAUGGGAACACGUACCCAAGGGAAUAAAGUAAAAUAUUAUUCUGACUAAGUUGUAAACCUAUGCACAUCCCUUGCAUUUUGGGCAACUUUAUAAAAAAAAAAACAAACUGAUUUUUAUUAAUAAUAAUCAUGUAGUGAAAUGUGUUUGUAAUUUUGUCUCAAUUUAAUUUGUUGUAAGGUGGGAGGGGGCAAUUACUGGUUUCACCAUUUCAGAUCUGUGUUGUCUGAGAGUAUUAACGUUUUAAUUAAGUUUAAGCAAAGAAAUGCUGAUUUUUAAUAUGUAUGUAAUUGUUAAAAAAUGCACACAUUUUAAAAGAAAAUACUGUGCAAUGAAGAAACCAGUUUAGGCAUUGCGAUAAACUGACUAUUCCAAAAGACUCAUCUGCAACAGCCCUGUAAAUUCCUUUAAAAAUGGUAAUUGACUCUACAGUCUGACCAAUUUUUUUUAUUUUAAAUAUACUUCCUUUUAUGUGUUCAACAAUUAAGUGCUUUUGGGUCCUUCAUUUCAUCACAGGGAGUUUCAAGAACAAAUCAGUGACUCUUGCAGUGAGAAAAGGUUUCUUAAAGUCUGUUAAGGGAAGCCCUGCCAGGGGCACAGCCUGUUCCAGGAGCUCAGGUUGAACAAAUUUAGAAUUAGAGCAGACCCAAGAAAGAAAAUUUAACCACGUGCUGACCUGGUGCUUUGCUUCCCUUCUUCUUGCUCUCACUGGCCCAGGUGGUUUGCAAAUUUUUUUCUGAAAAUGGUUAACAGAAGCGAGCAUUGCCACCAAGAGGUGUUCCUUAAAAUUAUUUAUUUCAAAAGCUUGGUCGGCUGUGCUGCUGUGUAUAGUAUGACAUUCCGUGUUUAGAUUAAAAUGAUACAGUGUUCUCAAAGGACUUAUCCUCAAAGUUGAACUAUCAUCAGCUGUAAUUGAUCUGUGGGCUGUUCCAGUUGUUUGGCAACACUGUGCAUGUCAUCGGAAAAGGUUCUCACAGUCAAACCUUUAUCAUAGGGGUCAUUACCAUAAAGUGCAUAGGUUGGCAGUUUUCUCCUACUGCAGGUUAGGUGGUCAAAUCUCGGUCCUUCUCGUAAAAAUCCUUGGAUGAAAUCUCAGUCCAGCCAGGCAUUCCAAACAGCCAGGUCGGGCAGGGUGUUUCUUCCGUGCAGCAUUCCCAGCACAGCGCCCAGCCUGCAGCGCAGGAGGGAACUUGAUCCAUCUCUUUACCCUACCUGCUGAACCCACUUACGCUACCGCUGGAAUCACAGUUCUGUGAUCGCGUUCCAAAGCAAGUACCGUAACCAAGUACCUUGAGUUUGUAGUUUGCGGAGUGUUGGAAAACAGCCGAUGAGAAUGUGUAUGGGCCUCACGUAAGGAAGGCAGAGAGUAAGAAGGAACCUGUUGGAGUAAUAGUAGCUGCUCAUCUGUUCUGAAUUUAGCCCCUGUAAAAGGGGAUAGGUACAAACCGUGAACUAUUUAGUGAGUAAGAGGUAAUUUUUCAAGCAGUUGUGCCGUCUCAUUUUAGUCCUGGAUGAACUUUAGGAGGUGUUCUACAGGAACAGCACACAAUCGGCUCUUGCAAUGGGAGUAUUACAGUCUAGCUGAGCUCAUCGAAGUGACAGGUUGCUUCACUCUCAAAACUACCUCUUUUCCCAGUAAAGCACAAAGAUGAGAAGACCUACUGAAAAUCAAGCAGUGGAGUGUUUCUGGUGUUAGGAAUACAAACUUCUUCUCUGGUAAGCAUUGGUGUCUGACUUCAGUGACACAUUCUUCAUCUCAAAUGUUUAUGACAUUAAACAGGUAAAGUAAUUUUGAUAAUUUGGGUAUAGUCCACCAUAAAUGUUUUGACUACACACUUUUGACUCUGUUAUUGUGAAUUUCUUGGAGUUUCUGUGUAUCCAGUCUGAAAGGAUAGAAAACUCAUGAGGCCCAUGAGGGUGCUUCUGCCUUAUGUAGAUGACAGUAAGUAGUGAUUUAAUGUAACUAAUACGCUUUUCUUCUCUCAAGUGGAGCUACCAUUCAGUUAAUAUUACACAGUAGAAAGAGUAACUUGGAGAGCUUUGGGCCUUUUAUUCUCACUGUAUAAUAGCCUAUUAUCAGGAGACAAAAACUGUAAAGCACAUCAGUUAGCGUACUGUCCUGCCUCCUCUUUACCGCAGACUGUUUUCCUUGUAGGAACCUUCAGUAGCAAAAGAUUAACUUGGAACCCCCCUAGGCUUUAAGUACAGCUGAACCAUGCAGCCCGCUGAGCUCCAGGAACCGGUUUCAGCACAGUCCCAGGACGCGCAGAGCAAGCCCAGGACUCCUCAGUCUGCCCCGUGCACCUGGCCUCCCCUGCCUCCUGCCCGGCCUAAACCCCUCUGCUCCAUCCAUGUUGUUUGUGUGGUACAUAGAGGGCAAGAGGCUGCCAUAAAUUCAGCUGGAAGCUUCACUCGCAUAGGGAAGACUCAUGCAGGUGCAGAGCUAAUGUUGUGAUUUUUUAAUUUUUUUUCAGUCUCCGACUGGAGAAGGGUCCUCCUGGUACUGUAAAUAUCACUGCAUAAUUUAGAGCGCCUCUUGGACUUCUCUAAAUCUAUGCUGAAUGUGACCUCAGAAGCAGCCCUGGGAUUGGGAAGAAACAAAUAUUUCUGUUUGCCCCUUUUAUACUUCAUUUUUGUACGGGGGCUCAUAGAUUUGUAAAGAAAACUUGAUCUUACCAGUAUGCUGCCUCUCAGUCUGACUGAUGCCUGUGAUUUCAAGGUGUUAAGUUGGUCCAAUAAAUGUUCAUUAACCUCUGCUUCCAUUUACUUAAUAAAAGU
Molecule: messenger RNA, 6616 nt
Organism: Chroicocephalus ridibundus (black-headed gull)
Lineage: Eukaryota; Metazoa; Chordata; Aves; Charadriiformes; Laridae
Gene: CASK
Product: calcium/calmodulin dependent serine protein kinase
Exons: 27
Coding region: 301-3081 (926 amino acids)
Biological process (GO): intracellular protein localization; regulation of neurotransmitter secretion; protein phosphorylation
Cellular component (GO): plasma membrane; cell-cell junction; basolateral plasma membrane
Molecular function (GO): signaling receptor binding; protein kinase activity; ATP binding
Source: RefSeq, a predicted model, not a curated record